Drosophila pseudoobscura is the source of this 1171-nucleotide messenger RNA. RefSeq lists its product as uncharacterized. NCBI's taxonomy places the organism in Eukaryota, Metazoa, Arthropoda, Insecta, Diptera, Drosophilidae. The transcript has 2 exons. The record is from RefSeq and is a predicted model, not a curated record. The coding region runs from base 26 to 1156 and encodes 376 amino acids.
GAUUCAGUUCUAUUUUCAACUCGAAAUGAAUCACUCACGCGUGCUGAGGGCGACGAAUAUUGUGCUCCUGCUGUCGGGCUAUCAGAUGUAUUGGCUGGACUCCAAGACCCACCGUUUCCGAUUGUCCCUGCCCGGGGUUGUCUAUAUCUUAGCGCUGGGGUGCAUAUAUGCGGCCUGCUUUGCCCAGCACCUUGAUGCAUCUUCAUCGAUGCUGACGAUUCUGAAGAAUGUAUCGUCAUUUCUUUUUGGAUUGACAAGAUUGCAGCUUUUGCUGGGUGUCAAAGUGUUUAGUUAUGCGGUGUACUCAUCCGUAAGAGCUGUGGGAGUAAUCAACCCACUGAUGGCGUCUUUGGCUGGAAAGGAAAGUGGAUUCCGGAAAGAAGAGGCCAUGGCGUAUGCUCUGUUGAUCUCUUCUUUUGGGAUACUCCUCUGCUUUGGAUUCUAUAUUGCCUGCGAAAUGAAUUUCGAGCUGCCUCCACUUCAAGAUACCAUGAUUGGAACGGCUCUCUUUAUGCCACAUCUUUGUCUUGCCGGAUGCCUGAGAUUGUACAGCAUUUUGGCCUGGCUAACGUGUGGACAGUUGAAGGAGAUCCACACGAAUGUGGAGCAAGCACUUGAUGCCAACCGUAAGAAAGAUGACGAGGAAAUUGCUUCCACAUCUUUCACGGUGACUGUCAGUAAUUCCAGUCUGGAUAGCCUCGAGAGUCUCCGGAAAGAAUUGGUGCUCCUUGGAACCCGAUUUGGUCGCUUUUUCAAGGCCAUGCAGCACUCUCUGUUGUUUCUGGUCACCAUAAAUGGGAAUUGUCUUCUAUUUGGGAUCUAUUCUUACGUUUACUAUCGAAAUUACUGGCAUGUGCUCUUUGAGGAUCGCAAACGGAGAAUCUUCUAUGCGGCGAAUGCCUCCAUUUAUGCCUGCAUUGCUUCGGAUUAUGUGUGUCUUCUUUUGGUUCAGUUCUUUAUGGAAAAAGAGCGUCUUGGCUUUCUGACAAGCCUGGAUUCUUUUCUCUCUCAAAGAAAUGCUUUGUCGAAAAGCAUUCGCUGUCUGGCCAAGGAUAUUAAGGGCACUCUACUCAAAAGUUUUCACCACAAAUUUCUAUCCCUUUGGCGCUUUGAUGUUAUUCAUUUCGUUUUGGUAAAGUCCCAUAUGAAACUUUAAAAAAAAGAUUUUUCU